This is a messenger RNA of Drosophila ficusphila, 1231 nucleotides long. Its product is annotated as ADP-ribose pyrophosphatase, mitochondrial. Lineage: Eukaryota; Metazoa; Arthropoda; Insecta; Diptera; Drosophilidae. Bases 154 to 1074 code for a protein of 306 amino acids. Gene Ontology annotation, molecular function: ADP-ribose diphosphatase activity. The transcript is spliced from 3 exons. The record is from RefSeq and is a predicted model, not a curated record.
GCUCUCUGACAAAAGUGGUUUUCACAUGGCUUGAAACCUACACCAUGGGUUAAUUUAAUAGCACUGGAACUAAUUUGUUAUUUUCAGAGCUGUUUUAAUAACCGCAGGUGCACAUAAACAAAAAAGUUUGUUUGUAAGAGAGAAUUCAGUCCGAUGACAAGUUCCCAAUUUGCGCGCUUGCUUCUUUGUUUUCUACUGUCCUUGGAAAUCUCCCUAAUGUCUGCCCAGAUGAUGUCCUCGCUGGUAAAGCCGGGCGUCUUCCGGCAUCUAAUGUGCCGCACCAACAUGUACCCGCGCAGCUCCAUCCUUCGCUUUCCUGUUUCCGACGAGCAAGUCUUCUGGUCGAAUCCGUAUCCGGAUUACUGCCCACCAGACUACACAUCUCCACAUAUUGGCGGCCAGGUUUGGGCCGAUCCUCCCCUGUCCAGCGAAACGUUCCGGCCUCAGUGGAAUCAAUUGGAUGGUCAGGUAAACCGAGAGUCCUUCCACGGCGCCUACAAAGUGCAGGGUGGGCUGCCCCUGAAUCCAAUCGGACGCACUGGACUAAGUGGACGUGGAUCACUGGGAAGAUGGGGACCCAACCAUGCUGCUGAUCCUAUAGUGACUCGCUGGAAACGAAACGACCACGGAGUCAUUGUAACCAACCCAACCAGCGGAAAGAACAUUUUACAAAUGGUGGCCAUCCAGCGGUCGGACAACAAACUGUGGGCCAUUCCCGGCGGCAUGGUCGAUCCUGGCGAGAACGUGAGCGUCACUCUAAAGCGGGAAUUCACCGAGGAGGCUCUAAACUUUACCGACAAGGCCAACAUGGUGGAGCAGUUCUUUCGCGAGGGUGGAGUUCAGGUCUACCAAGGAUAUGUAGACGACUUCCGUAACACAGAUAACGCGUGGAUGGAAACCACGGCCAUCAACUUCCAUGAUGAAGACGGUAGCCAAGUGGGCCAACUGGAGCUAAUGGCUGGCGACGAUGCUUCCAAUGUGCGUUGGACGGACGUCAACUCGGAUUUGAAGCUGCACGCCAACCACGCCGACAUUGUAAGAGAGGUUGUCAUCAAGCGGAAUGCGCACUGGUAAAAUCCUGUGCUGAUCCGUCAACAUUAUAAAAAGUUGAGGCCAUUGGAAUUUAACCAGGAGCUUUAUACUAAAAACUCACUAAUCAUAAAAAGAAGGAAAUAUUUUUUCAUGAUUAAAAGCAUUUUUUUGUUUACUAUGGGAGAAUCACAAAAAUGUA